AUGUCCGCGGGUGACAUCUUCCUCGGCCUCAUCGCCAUCAUAUUCCCUCCUGUCGCAGUAUGGAUCAAAGCAGGCCUAUGUAGCGCCGAAUCCCUCAUCAACAUCCUCCUCUGCAUGCUCGGCUACCUACCUGGUCUCCUCCACGCCUGGUACAUCAUAGCCAAGAACCCUGAAUUCGAAUACGAAACGGUGCCAGAUAGCGAAGCCAACCAGCAAGGUGGUCGCGUCACCUACUACUAUGUCUCUCACGAAGGCAGACCACAGCGACAGCCGCAGAGACAACAGAAGUCAAACUACGGUACACAAGCACAAGCGCCACCUGUACCGCAGAACAAUAGACCAGCCAAUGCCGCUGGACCGAGUACAGGCGCUGGUAGCAGUGAAGCUGCUGCGCCACCGAGUUACGAUGAUGCUGUGAAAGGUGAUCAUAAGGUGCAGAGACAAGAAUAG
Molecule: messenger RNA, 450 nt
Organism: Lithohypha guttulata
Lineage: Eukaryota; Fungi; Ascomycota; Eurotiomycetes; Chaetothyriales; Trichomeriaceae
Exons: 2
Coding region: 1-450 (149 amino acids)
Cellular component (GO): membrane
Source: RefSeq, a predicted model, not a curated record